GCGACUGGGUCUUCCCGAAGCUGUCCCCGGCUCCGGCGUCCCUGCUGCCGCUGCCGCCCUAGCUGCCGUUCCUCGCCGUUCCCCGCCAUUUCAUCUGAAGCCACCAGCCCAGGCUGCCAUCAGACGGCUUCAUGGCGUACAGUCAGGGAGGUGGCAAGAAGAAAGUCUGUUACUACUACGACGGUGAUAUUGGGAACUAUUAUUAUGGACAGGGCCAUCCAAUGAAGCCUCACAGGAUUCGCAUGACACACAACUUGUUGCUGAAUUAUGGCUUGUACAGAAAAAUGGAAAUAUAUCGACCUCACAAAGCUACAGCAGAAGAAAUGACCAAAUACCACAGUGAUGAGUACAUCAAAUUUCUUCGCUCAAUUAGACCUGACAAUAUGUCUGAAUAUAGCAAGCAGAUGCAAAGAUUUAAUGUUGGAGAAGAUUGUCCUGUGUUUGAUGGACUGUUUGAGUUCUGUCAGCUGUCAACAGGAGGCUCUGUAGCUGGAGCAGUAAAACUAAACAGACAACAGACGGAUAUGGCUGUUAACUGGGCAGGAGGACUUCAUCACGCUAAGAAGUCAGAGGCUUCGGGCUUCUGUUAUGUCAAUGAUAUUGUGCUUGCCAUUCUUGAACUACUGAAAUACCACCAAAGAGUGUUGUACAUUGACAUUGAUAUCCAUCACGGUGAUGGUGUUGAAGAAGCAUUUUAUACAACAGAUCGUGUUAUGACAGUAUCAUUCCAUAAGUAUGGUGAAUAUUUUCCUGGCACAGGAGAUUUGAGGGACAUAGGUGCCGGAAAAGGCAAAUAUUAUGCUGUUAACUUUCCAAUGAGAGACGGAAUAGAUGAUGAAUCAUAUGGACAGAUAUUUAAACCAAUUAUAUCCAAAGUCAUGGAAAUGUAUCAGCCUAGUGCUGUGGUACUGCAGUGUGGGGCAGAUUCAUUGUCUGGUGACAGGUUGGGAUGUUUUAACCUUACUGUCAAAGGCCAUGCGAAAUGUGUAGAAGUUGUGAAGACUUUCAAUUUACCUCUUCUUAUGCUUGGAGGAGGUGGAUAUACCAUACGUAAUGUUGCGCGAUGUUGGACCUAUGAAACUGCUGUUGCCCUAGAUUGUGAAAUUCCUAAUGAAUUGCCAUACAAUGACUACUUCGAAUAUUUUGGACCAGAUUUCAAACUGCAUAUUAGCCCAUCAAAUAUGACAAACCAGAAUACCCCAGAAUAUAUGGAGAAGAUUAAACAGCGUUUAUUUGAGAAUUUGCGCAUGUUGCCUCAUGCUCCUGGUGUGCAGAUGCAAGCUAUUCCUGAAGAUGCUGUUCAUGAAGAUAGUGGUGAUGAAGAUGGUGAAGAUCCAGACAAACGUAUUUCAAUUCGUGCAUCUGAUAAGCGGAUUGCUUGUGAUGAAGAAUUUUCUGACUCUGAAGAUGAAGGAGAAGGUGGACGCAGAAAUGUUGCAGAUCAUAAGAAAGGAGCAAAGAAAGCCCGAUUAGAAGAAGACAAAAAAGAGACAGAAGACAAAAAAGCAGAUAUUAAAGAGGAAGACAAAUCCAAGGAUAGCAGUGGUGAAAAGGCAGAUACCAAAGGCGCAAAGUCAGAACAGCUCAGCAAUCCUUGAAAUUAAAGCCUCACAUCAAGUAAAGGACACAAUACUAAAUUGAGAAAAAAUGCUAAAAGGAGCUUUUCAUAUGGGAAGAGACUUGAUUUUCAUUUUGUACAAUUUGGCAUGGAACGUAUUUAUUUUAGAAACAACUGUGUUUCAGUUUUUGGCAAGUUGUAUUGUGAAUUUCCUAAUUAUGAUUUAAAAAUUUGUUCCACCAGGCUCUAAAACGAUAGUAUUUAAAAUGGUUGUGAGUUAUUAUGUUGAAUGUCUAAACUGAUCUAUUAAAAUUCACCUUCCCUGAGCUGAUUUUACCCCUUUUUGUAAUUAUAUCUUUAUUAAAAAAUGUACUUGCCUGUCUGUCUAUCAUUGCCCAGUAAAUUUCACACUAGUAAGACUGUUUAUGAAGAAAUCUGAUUGCAUUUGGACAGUCCACAAAGAAUACUCCGUGAAUACUUUAUUAAUGAAGCAGAUGAUGAGCAUUGAACUGAAUGGUUGCUGUGUUUGAGUAGGGAUUAACCUUUGGUCCUUCUAGAGAAAUAAUUGAACUUCAGUAAUAUUCAGUGGUAACAGAAGCAAGUAACUUAAAAGUAUCCUGAAAAAUAUUGACAUCAUUAGAUUUUUGGUAUUUUGAGACAGGAAAUGUCUUUCUCUUGCCAAGUUUGCUCCUGUCCUGUGCAUUCCUCAGUUGCAGUAGAUAGAUCAGGCCUGCGUAAUAUAUGGCUCUCCAAGAAGAACACAUCUUACCAGCUACCCUGUUUCAGCCAAAUAUUUGCAGUUCUAAGCUGACAGGCAAAUAAGGUAUCUUGAUCUUGGCUUGUCAGCUGUGUUAGGUUUCCUGACUCGUAGCCUAAGAAGCUUGUGGGUCAUCUUGUCUUCCAUCAAGUCCAUUGCAGCAUUUCUCUCUCACCCCAAAUCCAAAUGUUUUCCUAAUCUGAAAACUUUAUAGAAACUCCAGGGGGUUCAGAAAUGGGACAGGGAGGUUGCUAACAUGGGCUGACUAGAACAUUUCCAUCUGGGCCCAAAUCAAAGUGCUGGUAUUAGCAUUCAAUGACCAAAAUGGUUUGGUGCCAGAUUACCUAAAACAUUAUCUCCUAUACACGUCAGCUUAGACCCUGAUAUGAGCUUCCAGUGGUCUUUCUUUGGGAGACCCCUCGAAAGGAAGUGAGGUGGGUGGCAACUAAGAGUGUCUUUUCUGCUGGGGCACCCUGGUUGUGGAGUGACCUUCCUGAGAUGCUCACCUUGUACCAACUGCUCUUCUCAGUACUAAAUAAAUACCUUUGUAUUUUUGCAGGUAUUGCAGUUUGUUUUAAAUCUGGAUUGUAUUUUACACCUCUGCAUGUGAUGGGAUUCUGUUUAUAGUGUAGUUUUAAACUUUCUAAUUUUUAUCCUGUAUUUUAUGGUUUUAGUUGUGAACAGUCCAGAAAGCUUCAGCUGUUGGGUGGUACAGAAAUGUAAUAAAUAAAUACAAGAAAAUAA
Messenger RNA from Varanus komodoensis (Komodo dragon), 3059 nucleotides. RefSeq names its product histone deacetylase 2 (gene HDAC2). The coding region runs from base 132 to 1598 and encodes 488 amino acids. Gene Ontology annotation, molecular function: histone deacetylase activity. NCBI's taxonomy places the organism in Eukaryota, Metazoa, Chordata, Lepidosauria, Squamata, Varanidae. The transcript is spliced from 14 exons. The record is from RefSeq and is a predicted model, not a curated record.